Molecule: messenger RNA, 601 nt
Organism: Aspergillus brunneoviolaceus CBS 621.78
Lineage: Eukaryota; Fungi; Ascomycota; Eurotiomycetes; Eurotiales; Aspergillaceae
Exons: 4
Coding region: 1-525 (174 amino acids)
Source: RefSeq, a predicted model, not a curated record
AUGUCCAGCCUUUCGGACAGCGCGACCGCCGACGAAGUUCGCACCUACAUUAUCCAAGCCCUCGUCACUAAACACGAUGUAACGGUGGAAUUUGCCACAAAACAAGCCGCUAACUGGGACAUCGGUUGCGGCUCAGAACUCCGAGCAGCAACCCUCGAUCACCUUAAUGUCGGGCUGUGCCUGCAUCGCGCGAUCAGGGAAGAUGAGGUCACCCCGAGCCCCGAGGCACAGACGCCAUUGACCCAAAUCAGCAAGUACGCUGCUAUCGCUGCAUUCAUGGGGAUAGUCACUAUUCUUGCCUGCCUUUUCCUUCCCGAUCUGGGGCUACAGUCUGCUCGCGAUCGCAUCAUCUGGGCCUCGUACUCCGUCCCAUGGCUUAUCUUCGCGGCGUGUGCGACCAAUUAUGCGCACCAGCGACCGGUGCAGGAUUCCAUCGCGACGCUGAGUUGGUAUAUUGCGGGGGCGAUGGGGGUGAUGAUGGUGAUUGAGAUUGCCGCAAAGAAUGCAACGCAGGGGGCAUUAUAAGCUUUGGGUAACGUUUGAUAUGCAGAGAGUUUAUGUGUCGAUGCGAGAGCGUGUGGCGAGGACUAUUGGUGGGCAC